Molecule: messenger RNA, 1118 nt
Organism: Theobroma umbraticum
Lineage: Eukaryota; Viridiplantae; Streptophyta; Magnoliopsida; Malvales; Malvaceae
Gene: TK1A
Product: Thymidine kinase
Biological process (GO): thymidine metabolic process
Molecular function (GO): ATP binding; thymidine kinase activity
Source: RefSeq, a predicted model, not a curated record
CUCAAAUGCAUCUCUUAUUCCCUCCCAAAUCCAAAUUACCCUCCAAAAUUUCCGAAUUAUUUCAAUUUAAUACUUCCAGAUAUGCUUAUUUAACUGUACUUUGAAGCUGAAGCUGAAGCUUUGCUCCAAAAAGAACCCACCAUCUCCUCACAUUUUCUCAAAGUUUACCCGAUUCCAUAGCCUCUUUCAACCCUCCGAUUUCUCUGAACUCAAUGGAUCGGGUGGGAUCCUCCCGUUCCCAACGUGUUUCCGGCGAGGUCCACGUCAUCAUCGGACCCAUGUUCGCCGGCAAGACCACCUCUCUCCUCCGUCGGAUCAUGUUCGAAGGCAACAACGGCCGAAAUAUUGCGCUGAUAAAAUCAAGUAAGGAUACCAGGUACGCUAUUGAUUCAGUGGUAACUCACGACGGUGUGAAAUUCCCAUGUUGGGCUUCGUCGGAUCUCCUGUCGUUUCGACAGAAGCUCGGGGAAGAUGCUUAUGAAAAGCUGGAUGUAAUUGGUAUAGAUGAGGCCCAGUUUUUCGAAGAUCUGUAUGAUUUCUGCUGCGAAGCUGCCGACCAAGAUGGCAAAACUGUAAUUGUUGCCGGCUUAGAUGGGGAUUAUUUGAGAAGGAGCUUUGGGUCAGUGCUGGACAUAAUUCCCUUGGCAGAUACCAUAACAAAGUUGACAGCAAGAUGUGAGGUGUGUGGGAAAAGGGCGUUUUUCACAUUCAGGAAAACAGACGAGACCAAGACAGAAUUGAUUGGGGGAGCAGAUGUUUACAUGCCUCUUUGUCGACAGCAUUAUGUCAAUGAACAAACAGUUGUAGAAGCUGCCUGGACGGUGCUUGAAUCAAGAAAACUUCAUCAUCAGACUGAAUCAUCAUCUCAUGUUGAAGCAGCUGGUUCAGCUCUUUAAUCACAUUCUUAUGACAAGAGUGCAUUCAUUAAAUCAUCUAGAAAAAAAAAAAAUUUUGGGGUGGUCUUGUUGUUUUAGUUUAGCUGAAUGCCUUUUUUUUUUUUUUAAUUUUAACUUGAAUGUGAGCCGUGCAUUGCUGUGGGGUCAAAUUUUUUUUUUGUUGGUCUGAGCAAAUAAUGUUUAAACUUUUGGAAAAUAUUUAUAUGUUGUCUUGUUUAUAUA